Molecule: messenger RNA, 4092 nt
Organism: Medicago truncatula (barrel medic)
Lineage: Eukaryota; Viridiplantae; Streptophyta; Magnoliopsida; Fabales; Fabaceae
Product: ABC transporter B family member 15
Exons: 7
Coding region: 80-3904 (1274 amino acids)
Biological process (GO): transmembrane transport
Cellular component (GO): membrane
Molecular function (GO): ATP binding; ABC-type transporter activity; ATP hydrolysis activity
Source: RefSeq, a predicted model, not a curated record
UACUCACACUUGAAAAAAAAGAAAGAAAAAUCAUACUCUAUUUGGUUGCUUUUCCUUUUCAUCACAGUACUACGUUGGUAUGAAUACUUUUUGGUUGUGGUGGCAAAUGUGUGGUGAAAAAAAUGUUUCCAUUAAUGAUAAGAAAAAGAAGAAUGGUUCUUUGAAGUCCAUUUUCAUGCAUGCUGAUGUUCUUGAUUGGUUUUUCAUGGUUUUUGGUUUGAUUGGUGCCAUUGGUGAUGGACUAAUGACCCCUUUGCUUCUGCUUUUCUUAAGCAGACUUAUGAACUCUAUUGGUUCUAAUUCUGGCCCAUCAAAGAACUAUUUUGUCCGUAGCAUCAAUGAGAAUGCUGUUGUUUUGUUAUAUUUGGCAUGUGCCUCUUGUGUUGCUUGCUUCCUAGAGGGUUAUUGUUGGACAAGAACAGGUGAAAGACAAGCUGCAAGAAUGAGAGUUAGGUACUUAAAAGCAGUUCUAAGACAAGAAGUAGCAUACUUUGAUUUGCAUGUUACAAGCACAUCAGAAGUCAUCACAAGUGUCUCAAACGACAUCCUAGUAAUUCAAGAUGUUCUUAGUGAAAAGGUUCCGAAUUUUGUGAUGAAUACAUCUAUUUUCUUUGGAGGAUACAUAGUGGCAUUUGCAUUGUUAUGGAGAUUGGCAAUUGUUGGGUUCCCUUUUGUGGUACUACUUGUGAUUCCUGGUUUCAUGUAUGGAAGAACUAUGAUGGGAUUGGCUAGAAAAAUGAGAGAAGAGUACAAUAAAGCAGGUACAAUAGCAGAACAAGCAAUAUCUUCAAUUAGAACUGUUUAUUCCUUUGCAGGAGAAAGCAAAACCAUAGCUGCUUUCUCUAAUGCUUUGGAAGGAUCAGUGAAAUUGGGAUUGAAACAAGGCUUAGCUAAAGGCUUAGGCAUAGGAAGCAAUGGUCUUCUUUUUGCUGUAUGGUCUUUGAUGGCCUAUUAUGGUAGCAGAAUGGUCAUGUAUCAUGGUGCUAAAGGUGGUACUGUAUUUGCUGUUGGAUAUUCAAUAGCACUUGGUGGAUCGGCUUUAGGAGCUGGUCUAUCAAAUGUGAAGUACUUCUCAGAGGCAAGUGUUGCAGGAGAAAGAAUAAUGGAAAUGAUAAAUAGAGUUCCAAAAAUAGAUUCUAAAAACAUGGAAGGUGAAAUUCUAGAGAAAGUGUCAGGGAAAGUUGAAUUCAACCAUGUUGAAUUUGUGUAUCCAUCAAGACCAGAAAGUGUGGUCCUAAAUGAUUUUUGUUUAAAGGUUCCAUCAGGGAAAACGGUUGCAUUAGUAGGAGGAAGUGGUUCAGGAAAAUCAACAGUUGUAUCACUUUUACAAAGAUUUUAUGAUCCAAUUGGUGGAGAGAUUCUUCUUGAUGGAGUUGCUAUUCAUAAGUUGCAACUUAAGUGGCUUAGGUCACAAAUGGGUUUAGUAAGUCAAGAACCUGCUUUGUUUGCAACAAGCAUUAAGGAGAAUAUACUUUUUGGAAGAGAGGAUGCUACAUAUGAAGAAAUUGUGGAUGCUGCUAAAGCUUCCAAUGCUCAUAAUUUCAUUUCAUUGUUGCCACAAGGAUAUGAUACUCAGGUUGGGGAGAGAGGAGUUCAAAUGUCUGGGGGGCAAAAGCAAAGGAUUUCCAUUGCAAGAGCUAUCAUAAAAAUGCCAAAAAUUCUUUUGCUAGAUGAAGCAACAAGUGCACUAGAUUCUGAAUCCGAAAGAGUUGUCCAAGAAGCUUUAGACAAAGCCACCGUUGGACGCACCACCAUCAUCAUCGCUCACCGCUUAUCCACCAUUCAAAAUGCAGACAUCAUUGCGGUUGUUCAAAAUGGUAUGAUCGCGGAAACAGGAUCUCAUGAAAGCCUCAUGCAAAAUGACAAUUCUCUUUACGCCUCCCUUGUUCGUCUCCAGCAAACAAAAAAGGACCAAACCGAUGACACCCCAUCUAUCAUGAAUAGAGAUCACAUGCAAAACAUGAGUGGUUGUAGACUCGUGAGUCCAUCUAACUCUUUCAACUCAACAACGCGAGGCAGUGAUGAUGUUUUUAAUUAUAACAAUGUCGUUGAAGAUGUUGUUACUAAAUUUGUAGUUGAUGAUGAUAAUAGUAAAAACAAGAAGGUUGAGGUUCCUUCCUUUCAAAGGUUGUUGGCAAUGAAUGGACCAGAGUGGAAGCAAACAUGCUUGGGCUGUAUAAAUGCGAUUUUAGUCGGUGCAAUUCAACCUGUGUUUUCAUUUGGAUUGGGGUCGGUUAUAUCGGUUUAUUUUUUGGAGAACCAUGAUGAGAUCAAGAAGCAAAUUAGGAUUUAUGCACUUUGUUUUCUAGGGUUGGCUGUUAUCUCAAUGGUUGUUAAUGUGCUUCAACAUUAUAGCUUUGCUUACAUGGGAGAGUACUUGACUAAGAGGAUUAGAGAAAAGAUGUUUUCUAAGAUACUCACAUUUGAAGUUGGUUGGUUUGAUGAAGAUCAAAAUUCUACAGGUUCUGUUUGCUCUAGACUUGCCAAAGAAGCCAAUGUGGUAAGAUCUUUGGUGGGUGAUAGAUUGUCUCUAGUGAUACAAACAAUUUCAGCAGUGGUAAUAGCAUUCACAAUGGGACUACUUAUUGCAUGGAGAUUAGCCAUUGUUAUGAUAGCAGUUCAACCAAUUAUCAUAUAUUGUUUCUACACAAGGUUUGUCCUUCUUAAGAAUAUGUCAAACAAAGCCGUCAAGGCCCAAGAUGAAUGUAGCAAAAUAGCUGCUGAAGCUGUUUCAAAUCUAAGAACCAUCAAUGCUUUUUCAUCUCAAGAAAUAAUUCUCAAAAUGCUUGAAAAAUCUCAACAAGGCCCAAGUCAUGAAAGUAUUAGACAAUCUUGGUAUGCUGGCAUUGGACUUGCAUGUGCACAAAGUAUCAAGUUAUGUAGUUAUGCUUUGAGCUUUUGGUAUGGUGGGAAACUUGUGUUGCAAGGUUAUAUCUCAGCCAAGGCGUUAUUUAAGACUUUUUUAAUUUUGGUAAGUACCGGAAAAGUUAUCGCUGAUGCUGGUAGCAUGACGAAUGAUCUUGCUAAAGGUUCUGAUGCCAUUGCGUCGGUUUUCACAAUCCUUGAUAGGUAUACGAAAAUCAAGCCUGAUGAAAUAGAAGGUCACAAAGCUAUAAAGUUAAUAGGAAAAAUUGAAUUUUGUGAUGUAUAUUUUGCAUAUCCGUCUAGACCUAAUGUGAUGAUUUUUCAAGGAUUUUCGAUUAAAUUUGAUGCUGGAAAAUCGACAGCUCUGGUAGGGAAAAGUGGUUCUGGGAAAUCAACGAUCAUAGGACUAAUUGAGAGGUUCUAUGAUCCACUUGAAGGGAUAGUGACAAUUGAUGGCAGAGACAUAAAAACUUAUAAUCUAAGGUCAUUAAGGAAACACAUUGCACUUGUGAGUCAAGAACCAACAUUGUUUGGUGGUACCAUAAAAGAAAAUAUUGCAUAUGGAUCAUAUGGUGAUCAGGUUGAUGAGAGUGAAAUUAUAGAGGCAUCAAAGGCUGCAAAUGCUCAUGAUUUCAUAUCAAGCUUAAAAGAUGGAUAUGACACAUUGUGUGGUGACAGAGGAGUUCAACUUAGUGGUGGUCAAAAACAAAGAAUUGCAAUAGCUAGAGCUAUAUUAAAGAAUCCAGAUGUGUUGCUUUUGGAUGAAGCAACAAGUGCACUUGAUAGUCAAUCUGAGAAAUUAGUCCAAGACACUUUAGAAAAGGUCAUGGUUGGAAGGACAAGCGUGGUUGUAGCACAUAGGUUGAGUACUAUCCAAAACUGUGAUUUGAUUGCUGUUUUGGAUAAGGGAAGUGUUGUUGAGAAUGGAACACAUUCAUCCUUGUUGUCUAAAGGGCCAAGUGGAGCAUAUUACUCUUUGAUAAGUCUACAAAAAAGACCAACCAACAUAAUUGUUGAUUCUCCACAUGAAAUUAAAUAAAUAAACAAUAUCUUGUUUUUAAUGUUUGAAGGGAGAAGUAACAAAGAUGAGUUGGUGAAAUUGAAAAGAAAAUUGAGAAGAAGUUCAGAGAAAUUGGUUUCACCUUAGCUUCCAAAAAAUCAUUUCUACAAUCAUCAAAAUUGUAGGUUUUUCUAACAUAACACAAUUUAUAUGCUAAUUACUAUAUG